This is a messenger RNA of Triticum dicoccoides, 4277 nucleotides long. RefSeq names its product disease resistance protein RGA5-like. Gene Ontology annotation, molecular function: ATP binding; protein kinase activity; ADP binding. Bases 20 to 4120 code for a protein of 1366 amino acids. The record is from RefSeq and is a predicted model, not a curated record. The transcript has 9 exons. Gene Ontology annotation, biological process: protein phosphorylation. Lineage: Eukaryota; Viridiplantae; Streptophyta; Magnoliopsida; Poales; Poaceae.
ACUAGCUUUCACGACCGAGAUGACGGACGGCAACCACCGAGGCAGUGACGAGCUUGCUGCCCUGGAGAAGGUGUUGCUGGAUGAAAGCACGGAUCCAGUCAAUCUACCUUCCUCGCUUCUCAAAGCCAUUACAGGGAAUUUCUCCGAAUCUCACGAAAUCGGUAGGGGCGGGUUCGGGGUGGUCUACAAGGGAGUGCUUCCAAGUGGUCGCACCGUCGCCGUGAAGCAGCUCUUCGAAAGGUACGAGAUCCUGGACAAGACUUUUGAUAGCGAGAUAGACUGUAUUGCGGGCCUCAAGCACAAGAAUACAGUGCGGUUUCUCGGGUACUCCUCUGAGACGCAGUAUGUUCGAAGGUGGUGCGAUGGAAAGCUUCAGUGGGUAGCCACGCGGCAGAGGCUGCUUUGCUUUGAGUACCUGCCCAAAGGGUGUCUUGCUCCCUAUAUCUCCGAUGCAUCUUGUGGACUUCAUUGGACCACACGUUAUCAAAUAAUCAAGGGGAUCUGUGAGGGCGUACAUUAUCUUCACCAGCACCGCAUUAUUCACAGGGACCUCAAACCUCAGAAUGUACUAUUGGAUGAUAACAUGAUUCCCAAAAUUGCGGAUUUCGGACUAUCGCGACACUUAAGUGAAAGCCAGAGUCGGGAUAUCACUGAAAACAAGUUUGGAACAAUGGGAUAUAUGGCACCAGAAUUCUUUAAUAAGGGAGAAAUCACCUUCAAGACAGACGUAUAUAGUUUGGGUGCUAUAAUAAUGGAUAUUCUUAUGGGACAAAAGGAAUGCUCCGAUGUUAAGGAGGUAGUUGAAAGUUGGACGGACAAGUUUGGGACAUCAAAGAGUCAUACAUCACAGGAAGAAGUAAAGUUAUGUGCUGAGAUAGGGAUAAAAUGCAGGAACUAUGACCCCCGGAACAGGCCUGCUACAUGGUCUAUCAUCCAUGGAAUACUGGAUGAAGCGGAAAUUUCGAACUGGUCUGUUACAAGUGAUGUAGCUACCUCUACAGAAGGGCAGAUAAGACUUGCCUCCAUGCGGGCGGAUGAGCUGAAGUUGAUGGAUGAUUCUGCUACACCAUCCCAACAACAAGCAUCAACGCUGGAAGUGGGACAGGAGGGUGGCAAAGUGAGCCAAGAGAGGAAAAGGAAGUCAUCAACCAUAAGCUUCUCCAAGAUGGCAGAUGAGUUAAGGUUGAUGGGCGAUUCCGCUGCACCAUCCCAACUGCAACCUUCGGCACUGGAGGUGGAGCAAGAGGAUGGCAAAGUGAGCCAAGAGAAGAAGAGGAAGACAAGCUUCUUUGGGCUGGCGGAUGAGAAGAAGUUGAUAGAUGAUUCUGCUGCACCAUCCCAAUUGCAACCAUUAGCGCGGGAGGUGGAGCUGGUGGAUGGCAAAGUUAGCCUAGAGAGGGAAGGGAAGGCAGCAAGCGUGAGUGUGGUGACUGGGGUGAUAAGCACCCCCAGUGGCAAGCUUGACACAUUAAUGUGCGAUGAGUACAAUAAGCACAAAGAGGUGAGGAAGCAGGUGUCCUUCCUUGAGAACGAGUUGAGCAGCAUAAACGCUGCCCUUGAGCAGCUGGAGCUCAUGGAUGAGCUCGCUCUAGUGGUAAAAAAUUGGAGGGAUGAUGUCAGGGAGAUUUCAUACGACAUGCAGAAUUGCAUUGAUGACUUCAUGUGCCAAUUUGGAGGUGAGGAUGCCGAGGUAGGUUUAAUCGAGGAGGCUGCUGAACUUCACAAGAGGUUGUCUGAGCUUCAUGGAAUUGCCAACCAGAUGGGAGAGCUUAGGAGUCUUGUGGUAGAAGCAAAUGCUCGGCGUGAGAGUUACAAGAUUGAUGAUUGCAAUCCUAGCUUUGGUUAUGUGUCUGUCGACGCUCGUCUGCGAGCGGUCUACCAGGAGGCGACCAAUCUUGUGGGCAUUGAAGGCCCUAGCAAGGAGGUUGUUAGUUUGUUGAUGAAUACUCAGAAGAAACUAAAGGUUGUGUCCAUUGUUGGUUUUGGAGGCCUGGGUAAAACUACACUUGCCAAACAGGUGUUUAACAAGAUAACGGGGCAUUUCGGUUGUUUGGCAUUCUUUUCAGUUUCGCAGAGGCCUGAUUUGAGAAUGCUUCUCAAUCGCCUACAAUUGAAACUUGGGAUAAAUGUCUCUUCUCACAAUUGCGGGCUUGACGACAUCAUUGAAAAGCUAAGGAAGUAUCUCACAGACAAAAGGUACCUUAUUGUAGUUGAUGACUUGUGGGAUCAAUCAGCAUGGAAAACUAUUAGUUGUGCUUUUCCACAAAAUGGAAAUGGGAGUAGAAUAAUUUUAACCACACGAGUGGAAGAUGUGGCUAGCAUAGCCUGUAACAAUGACCGUGAGUGCAUUUACACAAUGAAGCCCCUCAGUGAACAUAACUCAAGAAUGUUAUUCUCCAAUAGAGUAUUUGGGUCUGAAGUUGUUUGUCCACCCCAUCUUAAAGAUGUUGCGGCUGAAAUUCUGAAGAAGUGUGGUGGUAUGCCGCUCGCAAUUAUCACUAUAGCUAGCCUAUUAGCUACUCAAGUGAAAUCAAGGAAACACUGGGAGAGCAUAAGGAAAUAUUUGCGUGUCCAACCUGCCACAAAUCCUUCAUUGGAAGAGAUAAAAAGUAUAUUAAACCUUAGCUACAAACAUCUUCCUCUUCAUCUUCGGGCAUGUUAUUUGUACCUUGGAAUGUAUCCCGAGGACCACAUCAUAAUACGGGAUCAGUUGGUUAAACAGUGGAUAGCUGAAGGCUUGGUCAGCAGUUUGCAUGGGCCUGAUUUAGAGGAUGUUGGCAGGAGUUAUUUCAAUGAGCUAGUCAAUAGAAGCAUGAUUCAGCCAAGCGAAAUUAGCUACGGAGAGGUGUUGUCUUGCACAGUACACGACAUGAUGCUUGAUUUGAUCCUAAGCAAGUGUGUAGAAGAUAAUUUUAUAAGUGUGGCAUACAAUUCUGAGGACAUGGCAAGACUACUGCAUCGCUGCAAAAACAAGGUUCGCCGAUUAUCCCUGAGCUCCAUGGCUGUUGGUGGAGCUACAUAUGACACGGCUAUUGCUGCUAGGCUGUCACGAGUUCGAUCAUUACUGUUCAAGAAGGGGUGUAAUCCUAUACUCCCUCUUUUGUGGUUCAAGUACCUCAGGGUUCUGAUCCUUUUGAAUGAGCGCUAUAGAUGGAAGAUAGUUGACCUCACCGCUGUUAGCCAGUUGUUCCACCUGAGGUGUCUGAUGGUAAGUGUUUAUGUGGAGAUAAAGCUCCCUACUAAACUUGGUGAGCUUGUUUACUUGGAGACAAUGGACAUAGAAAAUUGCAAACUGCUGGAGAGAAUCCCCUCGGAUAUAGUUCGUUUGCCCCGCCUGUCCUAUCUGCUGCUUCCAACUGAGACAAAGCUGCCUGAAGGUAUCGGGAAUAUGAAAUCACUGCGGACUCUGAGAGGGCUUGACAUGAAAAAGAGCUCGCUGGAGUGUUUUAUGGGUCUCGGUGAGCUGACCAAUCUGAGGGAUCUGCGUAUGUCAAUAGAUAUUGGUUUGGAGUUGCCGAAAGUUGAUGCUUUGGCCUGUUCCAUUGGAAAGCUCUAUAACCUUGAAUAUCUGUUCAUCUCUGGCAAUCUUGUUGAGCGUGAGGAUAGCCAGCAGCUGGGCUCAUUAUUUAAUCCUCUUCAACAUAUUGAGCAUCUUGAAUUGCCUGAUUGGCGGUUAUGGAGAGUUCCAAAAUGGUUGUGUGGUCUCCACUGCCUGCGCUUCCUUGAGUUGUAUGUUGAAAAGACAUCAACUCAGGAUGUUCAUCUGCUUGGAGAGCUUCCCUGCCUCGUCUACCUGGAUUUCGAAGCAUGUGAAAUCCCUGAUGAAAGAGCUAUGUUAGGCGCGGGGCUAUUCCCAGUUCUGGUGUCCCUAAAAUUCUGGUCUAGCGAAGACACUACAGCGUACCUGGGCUUCGAGGCAGGUGCUAUGCCCAGUUUACGAACACUUUGGAUGGCUGCGUGCCACUGGGGCGGGACUGCACCAGUCGGCAUGGAGCACUUGUUACACCUCCAGCAGAUCCAAGUGCGUGGGGUCUGCAAUUAUAAGGAUACUGAUGACGCAUUCAAGGAGGCCUUGCUGAUGCACCCUAACCGCCCUUCCGUCACAAUUCAUCCUUUAUAGCAGUGUAUAAUUACCACAUGCAUUGUACUAUGUCUAUCUUCCGUAGACUUGCUCGAGAAGUGAAAACGGGCAGCUGAUUAAGGCGCUGCUGAUCUUUAUACUAAUAAUAGCUGUGUGUAUGUUACUUGAGCAGGUAAUAGUGGCGAUGCUGACAUGA